ACGUCGAAGAACAAUACAAUCAGCUGUUCGUUUAUCGAAUCCGCUAAAAUAAAAUCUACACAAAGCUGUCAUUGUCGACAGGGAGAGGCAAAGACCACUGAAAUGUCAUUCCUCUUUGAUUGGAUCUACAGAGGCUUUAGUGGUGUGCUACAGUUUUUAGGGUUGUACAAAAAGUCUGGGAAGCUGGUUUUCCUGGGGUUGGAUAAUGCUGGUAAAACGACCCUUCUGCAUAUGCUGAAAGAUGACAGACUUGGACAGCAUGUGCCCACAUUGCAUCCAACAUCGGAAGAGUUGACAAUAGCUGGAAUGACAUUCACCACGUUUGAUCUGGGCGGUCACGUACAAGCUAGAAGAGUUUGGAAGAACUAUCUGCCGGCUAUCAAUGGAGUUGUCUUUCUGGUUGACUGUGCUGAUCAUGACCGCCUUACAGAAUCCAAGAUCGAACUUGAUGCUCUGUUAGCAGAUGAGACCAUCCUCUCUGUGCCCGUGCUGGUCCUGGGGAACAAAAUAGACCGUCCUGAAGCCAUCAGUGAGGGAGGACUGAGAGAGGCGUUCGCUCUCGAUGGUCAAUGCACUGGAAAGAGUAAUGUGUCAUUGAAGGAUCUGCAGGUACGACCUCUGGAGAUCUUCAUGUGCAGUGUCCUGAAGAAGCAGGGCUAUGGAGAUGGCUUCAGAUGGCUGUCACAAUACAUCGACUGACAUCUUGGCAGCGGUUCUUUUACUAAACGGGACUCCCAUCUUUCUGGGGGAAAUGAAGAAGAAAAGCUAUACAAGGAAAUGUCCCUUAUCUUCCAACCCCCCUGUGGAAAGAUCUGAAGCUCCCAAUGGUCAAUAAUCAGCUUUCUGAUUGAGUCAAUUUCAGCAUUAAUUGGUCAGUUAGAAACCUUUCAAUCUAUGCAAACUUUUAAAAGUGGUUCAUUGGUCACAAGAUUCAAGAUCGGUUUGCGUUUAAUAUUAGUCCAUUAAUUAAGUGUAAUGUCAACCCAUUCCCUGGCAUGUAAUUAGAGUAUCCAAUUAUAUCCAACGGAUUUGAUCAUAUCUGCAAUUCAAGCUGCAGUAUACGGCAGAUGAUAUGUAAGAAUGUAAAAAACUUUAUAAGUUAUACUGUGAACUUUUUAAUUAUUUCUGAAAAAUGAUGGACCAAGUAGUUGUAAAUGGAAUAGAUUAUAAGGAUAUUUGUGUGACUGAUUUAUAAGGAUAUUUAUGUGAAUGGUGGUGGUACAAUGCUUGUUGCUUGUACAUAGCACUCCUACCUAGAAUAAGAUGUCAUAUCACUAAGAGGACAUGAAAGACAAUAGAUAGACUGAGCAUGAUUAUUCCCCCAGACCAAGUUCCAAUGCACCGAAUAGAGCGGCGCAAAUGUUGUCUGAAGUUUAGGGGCUGGGGUCCAUUUGACCUGAUUCUGUUUAGAUACAUGGGCUGCGUCCCAAAUGGCAGCAAUAUUCACUAUAUAUAUAUAUAGUGCACUACUUUUGUGCCAACUUCAGAGAACCCAUACUUUCUGUGCGUCCCGGUCAAAAGUAGUGCACUAAAUAGGGAAUAGGGUGGCGUUUGGGGUUUGCAUCCAUGGGGGUUUUGAGAUCAAUUGUAAUUGUCCGUGCAGCUAUUGCCUUCAAUGCACUCAGCCAAAGACGUAUGCAAACUAUUUUUGCAAGUGACUUUGGGAUGUUUACAAAUAAUAGACCUGGAGGGGGUUAUAGUGGCGAUGUAAUGUUCAUCCUACUACAGUUCAACGAAUGAAUGGCUAUAGUGGCAUGAUAUGCAGGUACAUUGUAACAGGCCAGAACAAGAGACCGCCAUUGCCAUCAUUCCAAUGGUAUGCAGCAAUAAAGCGGAAUGACCAUCAGUGGCCACUGCAAUGCUAAUCUUAACAGAAGGCUAUGCUACUCUACUAACACAGCUCUGGCAGAGGUGUCGUUGGAAAAAAAAUAUAUAUAUUGGGUCCCUAUUCAAUCAGGUCUGGGUUAAAAAUAGAUAUAUUGGACCCUAUUCGGUCUGGUUUUAAAAUAAAUCCCACUUGCAUGCUUGGAGUGACGUACUACUCAAGGAAACACCAGAUAGCCUGGGCACCAGUUUGAAUAGGGCCCUUGGUCUUUGCCUGGUCCUGGUCGCAGACCUGGGUCAUGUUCAUUAGGCACCAAACGGAUGAAAACGGACUGAAACGGGGAAGGACUUGGACAAUGGAAACACUCAUUUUCAUUUUCAGUUGCAAAAUGUUUUAAUGUUUUCUGUUGCGGGCCCUAAAAUGAACACGUCCCAGAUAUUUCUAGGCCUACUAGUAAAUCUUCUCUGUCAUUCUAAGUCUCUGUCAUUUGCAACAUUUCUUAUUAUUUUGAUGUCGGGGUCUAUUUAAUUCAAUCUGAAAUGGCCGUCACUGACAUAUUUUAGUUGUUCGUUUAUUUAUCAUCAGAAUGAACUAAUGGGAACAGGUACUUCCUGCCAUGUAGGCUAAUACUGCCUUAUAGUUUAAAUAGAGGGGAGAGUUUCAGCAGUUUGAUUCAGCCUUUUGUUGAUCUAAUUGUCACGUUUCCUGUCUGCUGUGUAGGUCAUUGUAGAAAUGAUUUAUAAUGUCCAUGGUGUGAAGUAUUGGCUGUGUGAUUCAGACAAGUCUAUGGUUGAAAUGCUGCUGGUACUUCUUGACUAUCUGUACAAUGAUAUGAGAGUACACCUGUAGCUCUGAAUCUCUGGGAAUAACAGCCUUUGUAUCAGCCAGUGUUGGGCUCAGUUCCAUUUCAAUUCAUAAACUAAACUUAUAUUCCAAUUUCUCUCAGAGCUUUUUAAUGAGGAAAAAUUGAAUUGGAAUUUCAGUUUCCUACCUGAAUUGAGAUGGAACUGACCCCAAUGCUAAAUAUCAGUAUUUAACUAUUGAGUAUCAUUAACGUUUCUGUAUUCAUUGUAAAUAAUGUAUGAUGGUCUCUUUCUUUGUACAAUUAAUGUCCUUGGGCUGACAACACACGCAGGGUGUAUCCCAAAUAGCACCCUAUUCCCUAUAUAGUGCACUGCUUUUGACCAAAGCCCUAUUAGCCCUGGUCAAAUGUAGUGCACUAUAUAAGGAAUAGGCUGUCAUUUGGCACGCAGACAUUAUUACUGGAGGUAUUUAUGAUAACUCCGAUCGUUUUAAUGUGAGAAAUUCCAUAAAUAUUUUUAACAAUCAA
Coregonus clupeaformis (lake whitefish) is the source of this 3155-nucleotide messenger RNA. It is a transcript of the gene sar1aa, whose product is annotated as secretion associated, Ras related GTPase 1Aa. Gene Ontology annotation, cellular component: endoplasmic reticulum exit site; COPII vesicle coat. Lineage: Eukaryota; Metazoa; Chordata; Actinopteri; Salmoniformes; Salmonidae. The coding region runs from base 103 to 699 and encodes 198 amino acids. Gene Ontology annotation, molecular function: GTPase activity; GTP binding. The record is from RefSeq and is a predicted model, not a curated record. Gene Ontology annotation, biological process: intracellular protein transport; membrane organization; endoplasmic reticulum to Golgi vesicle-mediated transport. The transcript has 7 exons.